Nerophis ophidion (straightnose pipefish) is the source of this 1280-nucleotide messenger RNA. RefSeq names its product D-aminoacyl-tRNA deacylase 1 (gene dtd1). Gene Ontology annotation, biological process: tRNA metabolic process. Gene Ontology annotation, molecular function: D-tyrosyl-tRNA(Tyr) deacylase activity. NCBI's taxonomy places the organism in Eukaryota, Metazoa, Chordata, Actinopteri, Syngnathiformes, Syngnathidae. Gene Ontology annotation, cellular component: cytoplasm. The transcript has 6 exons. The coding region runs from base 105 to 728 and encodes 207 amino acids. The record is from RefSeq and is a predicted model, not a curated record.
GAUGUCUCCCACCUUACUGUACUGAUAUCCGACCGGUAGGCGGCGACAACACUGCAUGCUGCCCUGUCAGUGUGCUACCGAAAACAUUUCCCUCAAAAAUAACAAUGAAAGCAAUCAUCCAGAGAGUUACAAGAGCGUCCGUGACAGUGGGAGAUGAGCAGAUCAGUUCAAUAGGGCGAGGUGUGUGUGUACUACUGGGGAUAUCUGUGGACGAUACACACGCCGAUGCGGAGUAUAUAGUACGUAAGAUACUCAAUCUGCGGCUUUUUGAGGACGAGAACGGGCGGGCAUGGAGCAAAAGUGUCAUGGACCGGAAUUUGGAGGUGCUGUGCGUGAGUCAGUUCACCCUGCAGUGCAUACUUAAAGGCAACAAGCCGGACUUCCACUCAGCGAUGCCCGCAGAGUUGGCCCAACCUUUCUACGCCAGCAUCCUGGAGAAUAUGAGGAGUGGCUACAAGCCCGAGCUUGUUAAAGAUGGAAGGUUUGGGGCCUCCAUGCAAGUACACAUUCAGAAUGAUGGCCCUGUUACCAUUGAAGUUGUUUCACCGACUGCUUCUGCAGACCCCAGACAGCUGUCCAAGCAGGAUAAGCAGCAGCAGAGGAAGGAGAAGACACGCUCUAAGGGCCCCUCAGAGUCGGCGAGGGAGAGGGGUGCCCUGCGUUCCCGACAUGACACCAAUGCCAGUAGUGGUGCGGAGGGUGAUGUGUCUUCAGAGAGAGAGACCUAAUCAACCUGGCUGGGUGAGAUCACAAGGAAAAUGACAACUUAAGAUUUGUCCGAAAGGCCCGUCUUAUAGUACGUGGAAAUCAGUGAGAUGUCUUCCACUUAUCCCAGAAGAUCAACCUCCGGUUGGCCUGUUUUUCCUCCCUAGAGUGAGAAACCUUUAAUGACUUGGUGCAAACCAAUUUGCAGAGAUGACCUGAGCCCUCAAAUCUUGGUUUUAAUCUUGGUUUUAAUUGGGGUUUUUGAGAGGAAAUGGUUUGUAUUUAUAUAUGUAUGUACCAUGUGGGUUUUUCUUUGCUCUUACUCUACCCUCUGGCUUUCCUCUUGUAUGUUUUACUAUCGUUGUAUUUGCUGAAUAAGUGUCCCCUGGGAGAAUUAUCACUAAUGUGAUUUCGCAGGCCAGUUGUCCUCAGUAAUUAGCUCGUCAUCCACUGCACAUUGAACUUCACUGCAGCUUGUUUUUAAUUGCCAGUGCAAUCAAACGUGAGUUUGUCGAACAAAUAAAGGAGUUUGUCAAAUAAAUAAAGGCGAUAGUCCAAUCUCAGCAAGAUGUGAA